This is a messenger RNA of Centropristis striata (black sea bass), 543 nucleotides long. RefSeq names its product gamma-crystallin M3-like. The record is from RefSeq and is a predicted model, not a curated record. The coding region runs from base 10 to 543 and encodes 177 amino acids. Gene Ontology annotation, molecular function: structural constituent of eye lens. The transcript has 3 exons. Gene Ontology annotation, biological process: lens development in camera-type eye; visual perception. Lineage: Eukaryota; Metazoa; Chordata; Actinopteri; Perciformes; Serranidae.
ACUGUAACCAUGACCAUGGGAAAGAUCAUCUUCUACGAGGACAGGAACUUCCAGGGUCGUUCCUAUGAGACCAGCAGCGACUGUGCUGAGCUGACCUCCUACCUGAGCAGGUGCCACUCCUGCAGGGUGGAGAGCGGCUGCUUCAUGGUCUACGACCGCACUAACUACAUGGGAAACCAGUACUUCGUGAGGAGGGGAGAGUACUCCGACUACCAGCGUAUGGGCAUGAGUGAUUGCAUCAGGUCUUGCCGCACAAUCCCCAUGCACAGAGGCCAGUUCAGGAUGAGGAUCUACGAGAGGGAGAACUUCGGUGGUCAGAUGCACGAGCUGCAGGAUGACUGUGACAACAUGAUGGACCGUUACCGUAUGAACGACUGCAUGUCCUGUAACGUGAUGGACGGCCACUGGCUGAUGUACGAGCAGCCCAACUACAGAGGCAGGAUGAUGUACCUGAGGCCCGGAGAGUACAGGAGCUUCAGGGACAUGGGCAUGAGCGGCACUAAGUUCAUGAGCAUGAGGCGUAUCAUGGAUUCCUGUUAUUAG